Molecule: messenger RNA, 3276 nt
Organism: Morone saxatilis (striped sea-bass)
Lineage: Eukaryota; Metazoa; Chordata; Actinopteri; Moronidae
Gene: gfpt2
Product: glutamine-fructose-6-phosphate transaminase 2
Exons: 19
Coding region: 130-2187 (685 amino acids)
Biological process (GO): fructose 6-phosphate metabolic process; carbohydrate derivative biosynthetic process; UDP-N-acetylglucosamine metabolic process
Molecular function (GO): L-glutamine:D-fructose-6-phosphate transaminase (isomerizing) activity; carbohydrate derivative binding
Source: RefSeq, a predicted model, not a curated record
GAAACACUAUUUAAUGAAUAGUGGGAGUGUGCAACGCUCGGGAUUUAACACAGCACAGGCAGAAGCAUCACUCCAACCGGAAAACUACAAGUCAUUUUGUCUCGAAACAACUUCGGUGAAGCUUGAAUCAUGUGUGGGAUCUUUGCCUACCUGAAUUACCAAGUGCCUCGCACCAGAAAGGAGAUAUUUGAGACGCUGGUGAAGGGACUGCAGAGACUGGAGUACAGAGGGUACGAUUCAGCAGGUAUCGCUGUGGAUGGCCCUAGAAAGUCAACUACUGACAUCAACAGCAACAGCAUCUGCUUGAUCAAGAAGAAGGGGAAGGUCAAGGCCCUGGAUGAGGAAUUAUACAAGAAAGACUCGCUGGACCUGGAUGAGGAGCUGUGCACACACAUUGGCCUCGCUCACACUCGCUGGGCCACACACGGAGAGCCAAGCGCCGUCAACAGCCACCCUCAUCGCUCUGAUAAGGAUAAUGAGUUUGUUGUCAUUCACAAUGGCAUCAUCACCAACUACAAAGAGCUGAAGGAGUACCUGAUCACCAAAGGAUAUGAGUUUGAGUCAGAGACGGACACAGAGGUCAUCCCAAAACUGAUCAAAUAUGUUUAUGACAACCGAGAGAAUGACAGCGUCACCUUCUCCACCCUGGUAGAGAGGGUCAUCAAGCAGCUGGAGGGGGCCUUCGCUCUGGUGUUCAAAAGCCGUCAUUUCCCUGGAGAAGCUGUGUCCACCAGGAGAGGAAGUCCAUUGCUCAUUGGUGUGCGAAGCGAGCAUGAGCUGUCGACCGAAAACAUCCCCAUCCAGUACAACAGUGCUCACUUUAAGGAAGGGGUCCAGGAGAAGAACAGCCAUAACCGUCCUGACGGCUCCAAGGCCAUCAACUCUGUGGGGGAUGGCAGGGCUGUGGAGUACUUCUUUGCCUCUGACGCCAGCGCCAUCAUUGAGCACACUAACAAGGUGUUGUACAUGGAGGAUGAUGACAUCGCAGUGGUGACAGGCGGCAAACUCUCCAUUCACAGGUUGAAACGACAGGUUGGUGAGGAUCCAGUGAGGGCAAUCCAGACCCUGCAGAUGGAGCUGCAACAGAUCAUGAAAGGUAACUUUGAGGCCUUCAUGCAGAAGGAGAUAUUUGAGCAGCCGGAGUCAGUUGUCAACACCAUGAGGGGCCGGAUUUGUUUUGACUCCAACACAGUGAUUCUUGGAGGCCUGAAGGACCACCUGAAAGAAAUAAAGCGCUGCAAACGGCUAAUCGUGAUCGGCUGUGGCACUAGUUUCCACGCUGCAGUGGCUACCAGACAGAUUCUCGAGGAGCUGACAGAGCUGCCUGUCAUGGUGGAGCUGGCGAGUGACUUCCUGGACCGCAAUACACCUGUUUUCAGAGACGAUGUUUGCUUUUUCAUCAGCCAGUCAGGAGAGACAGCAGACACCUUGAUGGCAUUACGCUACUGCAAGAACCACGGUGCUUUGACAGUUGGUAUAACCAACACCGUGGGCAGCUCCAUCUGUAGGGAAACAGACUGCGGAGUCCACGUCAACGCUGGGCCUGAGAUAGGAGUGGCUAGCACCAAGGCCUACACCAGUCAGUUUGUGGCCCUCGUCAUGUUUGCGCUGAUGAUGAGUGAGGACAGGCUCUCCCUACAGCCUAGAAGACUGGAGAUCAUCAACGGCUUCAGGGUGCUACCAGAGCUGAUAAAGAAGGUGUUGUCCCUGGAUGAGAAAAUCAAGGCCAUUGCCAAUGAACUUUAUCAGCAAAAGUCUCUUCUGGUCAUGGGCCGAGGUUUCAACUAUGCUACCUGCCUCGAGGGGGCACUGAAAAUCAAGGAAAUCACAUACAUGCACUCCGAAGGCAUCCUGGCUGGGGAGCUGAAGCACGGUCCUCUGGCACUUAUAGACAAAGACAUGCCAGUCAUCAUGAUCAUCAUGAAAGACGCCUGCUACACCAAGUGCCAGAAUGCUCUGCAACAAGUCACUGCCAGAUCGGGACGACCGAUUAUCAUUUGUUGCCAGGACGACCCUGAGAUGACUAAGAACGCCUACCAGACCAUCGAGCUGCCACAUAUUGUGGACUGUCUGCAAGGCAUCCUCACUGUCAUCCCCCUGCAGCUUCUCUCCUUCCACUUGGCUGUCCUUCGAGGAUAUGACGUUGACUUUCCCAGAAACUUGGCCAAGUCUGUGACCGUGGAAUAAUUGCAGUUUGCAAAGCACAGGAGAGGAGAAAGGAGGCUCAUAGAUUUACAGUGCAAUUGUACAAUUGAAAGUUUUAUUAUGUGUGUGUGUGUGUGUGUGUGCGAGCAGAUGAAGGUGUGAGUGAGAGAAAGUGAAAGAGGGAGGUAUACGGUACAAUGACUUUAUAAAAACAAAAGAAAUGUGAAGUCCGGCCAAUACACUGCUGAGGAAGUGCCAGUGCCAUAGAGGCCUCGCGGAACAAUCUAUGAAAACAACUUUCACACAUCCAAAGCAACAUGCUGUGCCUUUUGUCUUAUCUUGAGUUGAGCCAAAAAAAACACAUAAAACAGGCUUAACAGAAAAGCAUUGAUAUGGUAUAUUGAAGUGUUUACAGUUGUGCAAUAUGGGGACCAAACGUGCAUUAUGAAUGUACACACUAUGGUGAUUAAUUCUCUUCUUGUUUUAUUAAUUUUAAAUCUAUUGGGGCCUUCUUACCUCUCUUUGCAUAAUGGGAAAUGUAGGAAUUUAACUGUUUAAUUCCAGAGAGUUUUCUGAGUUAUGAAUAUCUCAAUAUUGUAUAUUUUGUUGCACAUUCAUGCCAUCACUGUGCCUGGUGGGUCAUCAUUAACCCAUAAUUUAAAUAUUUCUAGCAAAAGUUCUUCAAUCUGUCAUAUUAUUACUUGAUUCUCUUAAAAAAAAAUGUUCCUUUUUAUUGUUUUAAUUUUAAUUUAAAAUAUAUUUUAUUUCUAUUCUGUUUAACAGAAUUGCAAUUUCCAAACUCAGUUCAUGGUAGAACAGGAGCCUUUUUUCCAGAUUUUCUUUAUACUUAUUUGUGUCAAAGGGUGGAGCCUUUCCACAAAAAUACAUGAGAAUUAUUUAAAGAGCACUCAUGCAACAAAAAAAUAAUGUACCACGACUUUCAAUAAUACUUUUGUUUUGUCUGUCAUUUGUAAGGGUUUAUAAUAAAGAUUAUAUUCUGUAUUUAUCUGAUUUUUAUUUUAUAGGGGCUUAAGAGAGGGUUUGAUUUAUAUCUUUAUGAUUGUAUUUUAUACUGUAUGUUUUUUAGACAUCAACUGGCACUAUCAAUCAAUAAAUAGAUGAAGCAUUCUA